Mugil cephalus (flathead mullet) is the source of this 4084-nucleotide messenger RNA. RefSeq names its product Enah/Vasp-like a (gene evla). The record is from RefSeq and is a predicted model, not a curated record. Bases 429 to 2600 code for a protein of 723 amino acids. Lineage: Eukaryota; Metazoa; Chordata; Actinopteri; Mugiliformes; Mugilidae. The transcript has 14 exons. Gene Ontology annotation, molecular function: profilin binding; SH3 domain binding. Gene Ontology annotation, biological process: positive regulation of actin filament polymerization; actin polymerization or depolymerization.
UGGCAGAUAUGAGGUAAUCUCCCUUGGGUUAACAGUAUGACAAUAGCGCAGAGGUUCAAUGGCACACGAACACAUGCUCAUCUAUUAUGCGGUCAGACAACUGGCCGGUCAAUGACUUCAUCUCUGCGAAUCCGUCUGUCAGUCACCUCUUUGUUGCUGGAUGGAUGGGUCAUCGGCCCCAUUGUGAAUGCAGCACUUUGAAAAUUCCUAUCAGUGGGACGUUUUUAAAUCUUUUUGCAUUAUUAAGUGGAUGUUUGUAGUGAUUUAUGGAGCCGUCGCUUUCGUUUACCAUUUACGUCGCAGGCUUUUCAACCGGAGGAUUAAAUUGCUUUUAAUGAGUUAUAGGUUUAAGAGAAUGGAGCAGCACAAGAGGGAGUUUUUGUCAUAGACCCGCCGCUGUAGCCGUUGCUGUUUUCCUGUUCACCAAAAUGGACAUACAUCGCCUCCAAGUGCUGCGCUACUGCCUCCCUCAGAGUGUCAGUGACUCAGGAUUGUUUUACAGCCACAUCGCUGCCAGUGAACAGAGUAUCUGCCAGGCGCGGGCCUCUGUCAUGGUCUACGACGACGCCAGUAAGAAGUGGGUGCCCAUCAAGCCGGGGCAGCAGGGCUUCAGCCGCAUCAACAUCUACCACAACACUGCCAACAACACCUUCAGAGUGGUGGGCGUCAAGCUGCAGGACCAGCAGGUGGUGAUCAACUACUCCAUAGUGAAGGGCCUGAAGUACAAUCAGGCCACCCCGACCUUCCAUCAGUGGCGUGACGCUCGGCAGGUCUAUGGGCUGAACUUUGCCAGUAAGGAGGAGGCCACCACCUUCUCCAACGCCAUGCUGUUCGCCCUCAACGUCCUCAGCUCACCUGACAGCGGAGGUCCAGUCGUUCAGCGUCAAAAUGGGCCGUCCUCGGAAGAAAGCGAAGCACAGAGGAGGAUGAUGGAGCAACAUCAGAUGCAGGCGCACAAGGAGAGGGAGCGACGAACAUCAGGAUCAGUCGUUUCCACCCUCCAAUAUAAAGUCUCCACCCCUCCCACCCACCCAGACACUCCUCCCGAGUACAGACAGUACAGGUGUAGCACACUGCCACCCUCCUACGUCCGCGUGGCCUCCUCCUCCUCUCCUCCCUCCUCCGCCUCCAUGUCUCCCUGUCAGGAGAAAGAGGCGGGGGCUGCUAGGGACAAGGCCCAGCUCUCUUCCCAGCUCUCCACCUCUCUCGCCUCAGCUUUUUCCCCAGUCCAGGCAGGAGUGACCACCCAGGGCCGACAGGUCCGUCAGAUCCCUCUGUCUCCUCCCACAGCAGCCCGUCACCUACUCCUUCAGCAGCAGCAGCAGCAGCAUCAAGACAUCAUGCUCCCCCCUAAACAUGGCACCUGGUCAGCCUCCCACAUGCAUCAAAUGUACGCUCAGCUGCCCCAGUCCGCGUCCCCUCCGAUAAUGAUGGCCAUGCCGGUGAGGCAGGUUUUGCCCCCGCAGCCAGCCCUCCCGGUGGCUCACCCCCUCCCGCCAGUAAGCGCUAGAAUAAAGCCUCCGCCUUUCGAUCCCAGCCCUGUGACGGGCCCUCACCAGCAGUACCCCCAGCACCAGCCCCCCCACCCUCACUCCAAUGGCCAGCCAGACGAUUCCUACUCCCCUCAUUCUCAGCAUCUGCCUCACACUCCACAGUACUGCGAGGCCGUGCCCCUGCCUCCUCUGACAGGUCAGACAGCCCCCGGCCCCGCCCCCAGCCACCAGCCCCAGUACCCCUCUACCUUCCACCCACAGCAGCUUCAGCAGCAGCAACAGCAGCAACAGCAGCAGCAGCACCAGGUGUACCACCAGCAGGCCCAGCCCCACACCGCCACCACUUCCUCCUCCUCUUCCUCCUCGCCCCCCUCUUACACUGCCAUAUCUGACGGGGGCUCGCCCAAGAAGACCCCCUCCCCUGUCCCCCAGCCGGCCCACAUGGCCAGCAGCAGCCCCCCUGUCUCUGCAGGUCACCCAUCUAUGCUUUCUGUGGCACCUCCCCCAGCUGCAGUUCCACCCAUGGCUGGUCCUCCAGCACCACCUCCGCCGCCAGGUCCACCACCCCCAAUGGCAGUGCCCCCGCCCAUGCCCCCUCCACUUCCCACUGGCGGAGGGCCUCCUGGGGGCCCGCCCGGAUUCCAAAACCAACCCUCAGGACUGGCUGCAGCGCUGGCUGGAGCCAAGCUACGUAAAGUGCAUAGGGAUGAGAGCAGCCCACCUGGGUCUAGUGGCAAAAGUGACUCCAACCGGUCUAGUGGUGGCAGUGGUGGUGGCGGGGAGGGACUGAUGCAGGAGAUGAAUGCCUUACUAGCUCGCAGACGGAAAGCUUCUGAGAAACCCGAUGAAGACGACUCUAGUGGUCGGGGGCCAGGUCAGCAGAACUCAACAGAUGCUUUGAAGAAGCCGUGGGAGCGAUCCAACUCUGCAGAGAAGUCCUCACUGGUGUCCAGAGUUAGACCCAUCGGCAGCACUAGUGAAGCAGACACGGAAUUUGACAGGAUGAAACAGGAAAUUUUGGACGAAGUUGUUCGAGAGUUGCACAAAGUGAAAGAUGAAAUUAUAAAUGCCAUCAGACAUGAAAUCGGCAGAAUCAGUACAUCCUAAACUCAUCUGAGUGUACAAACAGUGGAGAGCGUCGGGAGGAGCUGGAGGAGGAUGGACACGCAGAUGCACAGACACGAGGACCAGGGAAUGUUCUCUCAAUGUUUCUGUGACCUCGCCAUGCAUUGAUGCACGUUGCAGAGAUGUUGUGCCAACAUUUAAGUCUGCUGGACAGCAAAAAUAAUAAAGGAAGAGAGAAACAGAUAAGAGAGUGGCGAUUAAUGAAGAAGAGAAGGAUGAAGAAAGGCCGAAGGACUGAUGAACUCAAACAGAACGGAUAAAAGAUGAAACGAGGAAAGGACGGACAUUUGUGCUGAGUUUGGUGUUGUGGUCCUCUCUGUGCACCUCGACUCAGUCAGCCCAGUGUUGCAACUCUUUGUUCUCUGUUUGGUCUUAAGGAGAAAAUAUUUUUGUUUUCUAAGUUUUUACUGUUUUAUUAUUUAAAAAAAAACCUGUGGUGAUAAUGAUGAUGAUGAUGCUGUUGAUGACAAUGAGUAUUUUAUUGAUAUUACUGAAGGACGAAGGAAUCUUGCACACCAUUUAUGUCAGCCUUUUAUAUUUUGUAUUUCUGUUUAGUUCAUCCCUAACUAUUUGAUGACAACAAGCACAACAUGGGCAUAACAGUGCUGCAGACUCACCUGCCCCUCAGCCAGUGUAUUUACAAAAAGAACUUUUUAUGAUCUUGCUCAUACUGGUGUUGUGCGUCUCUCUGGAGAUAAUGAAAAACACCUUAAUAUUUGAACCGCAGUUAACCAAUUCAGUUACCUCUUUCUCCCAUAUCCAAGGCAUAACAACAGUUUUCUAGCAGUGAAUCCGAAAGUCUGCUCCACAACUCCAGUGUGACCGAGACCUCUGUCUCUCUUUCUGGAUAUGUGUGAGAUCAUUGAAACUCGGGGAUCAUUCACUAAACAGGCCUGUAACUGUAAAUGUGCCACCUGGUUUUACCUAGAUAUAAAACAAUGUAGUGUUAUCUAUCAGUCAUCCUAUGCUUUGUGAACCUCCCAAGUAUGCAUGAAACCCUCGUCUCUAUGAAUUCGUUUUUAUUUGGUUUUAAAAAAUAUAUAUAUAUAAAUGAACGGUGGUACAUUUAUUAUAGUGGUUUGUUUCUACGAAGAAUCCCCUUCUUUUAUAUGAGAUGUUGAAGUUGAUAAUGGUAGCGAUGUGUGUGUGGGGAUGCGGGGAUAAAUAAAAAAAAAGGGGGUUGGUCUGGCAAUAUGCAAAUCUAGCCAAGAAUGUGCAGAAAGUGAAUGGUAGGCCUACGUGAUGAUGGUAGCUAAAUGUGUCUUUGCAGGAAGGAUUUGAUUGAGUAUCAGUCAUUGCAUUCUAUCCACUCUGUCCGCUCUCAACUACGUUCCGAUUUCAAACGCAAAUGGAAGUAAAUUCAUUCGAACAAAAAGAACACACGUGUCAGCCAUCUGAUAUCCUGCUGUGUGUGUCUCAAGCAAAGAAUCUCCUGGAUUAUGUUUAAAUAAAAGACGACAAACCGA